Corythoichthys intestinalis (scribbled pipefish) is the source of this 4820-nucleotide messenger RNA. RefSeq names its product methylphosphate capping enzyme a (gene mepcea). Lineage: Eukaryota; Metazoa; Chordata; Actinopteri; Syngnathiformes; Syngnathidae. Gene Ontology annotation, molecular function: O-methyltransferase activity; snRNA binding; RNA methyltransferase activity. Gene Ontology annotation, biological process: snRNA modification. The transcript has 5 exons. The record is from RefSeq and is a predicted model, not a curated record. Bases 470 to 2545 code for a protein of 691 amino acids.
CUAAUGUCUCCUGUAAAGUGGAUCAAAGAGGCUGCUGGUUGUCCCACAUCAAGCCGGCCUCUCGCCAUCAAUCCUCGCCUAACUCAUCUCCGCCCACCGCCGUUAGCUUCAAGCUACAACCCGCUAGCCCGGAUGCGCCGCCAUGCCGUCUCCACUAACGCCACAAUCAUUUAUUCGCCAAUCUGCUCGACACUAGUGUCGAGAGUUGACCGAGGACGUGGAUAGGAGCGUGUGUCGUGCACCGAAGCCCCCACCUGGACUUGCACAGCCCACCUUCCUGUGUUUAUCUUAAUUAUUAUUAAUCAUAUUUAUUAUUAGCAGCCUGUUAGCAUUGAUGUGGUUUCACUUGCGUGCUAGUUAGCUGCUUGCUAACAUUAGCUCACAUAGUGACAGUCCGGCUGGAGGCGGGGAGAACUGCGAGUGACAAUACAAGUUUCCAUGUCCACACUGGCUUUGAAAAUCAACCAAAAUGUCCGUUGACGACGACACAGUAAAAAUGGCUAGCCCGCGGGCUAGCUCAGGCUUGUCUCUGCAGCCUUCAGAAUGUUCUGGAAGCUGCAGUGGCGCAUCAAUUGUAGCGGAAGCUGCUGUUGAGGCCACCUCGGACUUGGCGACUUCUUGCCCUCUUCCUGGUACUACUGCCUCACCGAAACACACCAGCACAGUGGACAUUCUAAGCCGCUCCCAUGACGCUGGGCCAAGAUCCAAAGGGCACGAAAAUAGCAUCAAUCGCAGGAACAGCUUCCAUCACGCCAAACAGCAUCAACAAAUGAGAGUGGCAAAGCGCCGCAACACGUCAAACUUUAGUUUCAAGCAUCCGACCUCUGGUAAAAGGAGACGACGGGCAAACUCAGAAUCUGACUCCGUUUUGCCCACUAAUUUCCUCCUAGGUGGGAACAUUUUUGACCCGUUAAAUCUCAACAGCCUGCAGGAUGAGGAGGUCAACAGGGCGCUAAACGCAGAGACACCCAAAUCGUCCCCGCUGCCGGCAAAAAGUCGAGACCCGGUAGAGAUCCUCAUCCCCAGGGACAUCACAGAUCCUCUGAAUCUGAACAGCUGCAUGGCAGAUAGCAGCUUUCUCGUGUCCCCCUUCAAAACUGGCGGAAGGAGGCGCCAUCGCAACAGACAUCACGGUAGCAACAUUUCAGCACAGUUAAACCUUUCCGAAUCGGGAAAAACUGAGGUUAAAACUGGAGAGACUGUGUCUUUUCCUGCUUCGGUAACACAAUCUAAUAUGGAAGUCUCUAAAGCAUCAGACAGUGUCGCCGCUGCCGAGGGGGAUUCACAUGAUCACACGACGGACGACUCGUCCGGUUUCAAAGAGGAGACGACGUUCAUUUCCGUGGAGGAUUCCACUUCCUCUGUUUUGGGAGGAGUUAACCAGCACAUAAGCAGGCGCAAGCGGAGGCGCAACUCUGGCAAAAUGGACCCCCCUGUGACUCACUCUACCCCUGUAGCAAAAUGUGCAGCUGGUGAGCAAAAUCAUAAAUCGAGGGGGUCCAAAACUUCCUUUCAAACGCCCAGGACUGGAGCCAAAUCUGCACCAGGAGGUCGACAGCACGAGCAGCUCCAUAACAAGAAUAGGGUCCAACAGAAGAAGAAGUUCCAGUAUGGGAACUACAAUAAAUACUAUGGUUACCGCAACCCUAGUGCAAGUGAAGACCCGCGAAUACAUGUCUUUCGUCCAGAAUGGUUUGAAGGUAAACAAGUGCUCGAUUUGGGCUGCAACUCGGGCCAUCUUACGCUGUAUAUUGCUAAAAUGCUACGGCCCGCUCGCAUAUUGGGCUUGGACAUUGACAAUAGACUCGUGCACGCAGCCCGCAAGAACAUCAGGCAUUACCUCUCUGAGGUGCAGACGCAAGAAGCCAGACGAGCAAAAUCGGAGGAGAAGCACAUGGAGAGCAGGGAAAAUGGCAGCACACUGAAAGAGGAAAAGGGCCAUACAGAGCUAGUAAACGACAAGGACUCUUGUGCCACCGAUCAGGACAGGACUAACGGGCAAGAUGACAAAAGGGAAAAAAUGGAGUUGGAAAGUUUCAGUCAAACAAGGAGUUGCUCUUUCCCUUUAUCUUUGCAAAUCUCCAGAGGGCCCAUUGCUGCACCUCCACUGACUGAAUCAUCCACAACAAAACCGGGGCAGUUCCCUGCAAAUGUGUCCUUCAUCAAGGCCAAUUAUGUGCUGCAGAACGAUAACUUGCUCGUGACUCAGCGGCCCGAGUACGAUGUCAUCCUCUGUCUGAGUGUCACCAAAUGGGUUCACUUGAAUUGGGGGGACAGCGGUCUCAAGCGGUUCUUCAAGAGAGUCUACCGACACCUUCAUCCCGGGGGCAUCUUCAUCUUGGAGCCACAACCUUGGCAAUCAUACGUCAAGAGGAAGAAGCUGACGGACAACAUCAACAGAAAUUUUCACAGCAUUCGCCUCAAGCCGGAUCAGUUUUCAUCCUAUCUCACCAAUGAAGUAGGCUUUACCAGUUGUGAGUUCCUCGGAACGCCCAAGAGUUUAACAAGAGGUUUUCAAAGGCCAAUCUACUUGUUUCGCAAAUGACCGCUUCUGCCUCGUGAGGAUACUGAAUGUGAGUAACCCCACAGCCAGUUCUUGGACCUGUUGAGACUCUUUACAUGGAAUAUUCGUUAAGAAGGGGACCAAAAGCAGGAUAUAUUUUCAUGACGUGGAAAAGACUCUUCACUCGCAGAGGACUGCGCACUAGGCUUGAACUUUUCUGUUUGUUAACGAUAUGUGUAAUGCAUGGCGGUGUUGUGCGUUUGGAUAUCUUGGGCUGUAUACCUUUUAAUUUGAUAUUAAUACAGUGUUGUGUGCCAUCACUGACACAUACAGCUGGUCUGGGUGCUCAUGUCGAAUUUUCUGUAUUUACUAUUUUAAACGCCGUUUAUUCGCAACCAUGAGCUCAGUUUGGCCCAUCUUGAGCUAGUGACUCAUUCCAAAGCAGUCGCAUCCACCAAUCGUACUAACAAGAUGUGGCUUAGGCAGACCCCUCAAGUUGUUUCCGUGGAAUAAAAUCGUUUUUUGUAAAUCAGCCUUAAAUUUAGUUAAUUACCGUUAUAUCACUGCUUGGAUUUUUCUGGUCUUUGGCAAGAGUUUAAUGACAAACUAAUCUUUGUAAAGGAGGGUGAAAAUUAUAUUGUGGAAAGGUUGCACUCAAAUCAGUUAAUGAAUGGGUAAUUAAAGACGAUUAGCCCCAAGUGUACAGUUGUCAUCCUCUUUGAAAGGAGCAACAAGGCUUCUUUCAUUUGUAUUUGAAUUUACGGUCAUAUUUUCCAGUGAGCUUUGGGCUAUUGUGAUACUCCCAUCUCGCUCGUAGAGGGCACAUUUGAGCCUUGAUGACAUGAUUUUCCCCACUUUUGCAAGGAGCAUUUCAAAGAUCAGUUAUCGUUCUGCCGUUACGUGAUGUUAAAUUUAAACCAUAUUGAGCUCAUGAAUGUAGAAUUAAAGUAGCAAAGGACCCAUGGUAGAGUUGCUAUAGCAACUUGAACAUACGUUAGACCAAACACCUGACAUAAUUAACCCUCCUGUUACCAAAGUUUUGCCAGAACAGUUUGACCCAAGGAAUUUGCAGUUGUCGAAAAAUUACAAAAACAUUAAGCUCUGACUCAGGUGCCAUUGACGCAAAGGGACCCUCCAGGUCAAAAAUGGAUCGGACAUCUAGCGCCGUCAAUGGCAAUCAGAGUUAAACGUGUUAAACGAAAUUUUGAAACACCUCACAUAAUUAAUUAACCCCCCCUGUUACCCGAGUUUUGCCAGAACAGUUUGACCUAAGGAAUUUGCAAGUGUCGAAAAAUUACAAAAAAACUAAGCUCUGACUCAGCUGCCAUUGACGCGAAGGGACCCUCCAGGUCAAAAAUGGAUUGGACAUCUAGCUCCGUCAAUGGCAAUCAGAGUUAAACGUGGUAAACGGAAUUUUGAAAACUUAAUUGUAAUUGUAAACAUGUACCACUAACCCUCAUUAAGAGUUGCAAAACACAUUAAAUACCCCAAAUACCUUUUUUUUUUUUUAACAAAAAGAUGGAUCAAUUUGACCUCUAUGAGUAAAUAUCUUGAUAUAAAAUAACCACAAUAAUAAUUUCACUGCAAAAUAUGUUUUAAAAUGUUUCAUAUAUACAAAUUUGACUAUUUAAAAUAGGGGAAAAACAGGUCAUUUUGACCGCUGUGAGUACACAUCCAAAUAAAAAAAAAAAAAAAACAUCACACAUAGCAAUUUCACUUUGAAAAGUGAGUUAAAAUUUAAGACUGGUCGAUUUACGGGAGAGUUAAAAGCAAAUAAAUGAAAUAUGAUGUGAUGGCUAAAACACAAGACCAUACCAUGCCUUUUUUCAAAAUAAACAUUUGUGCAUUAAUCUGCUGUUAAAGUCGCCAAAUGUUUUAUGGGUCUUUUGCACUUGAAUUUUGACGGUUGUAUGUCAGCUGUUUCGUACUAACAGUUGUCAUGUACUGACAACAAGUGAUGAUUGUACAUGCAUUGCUGUGCAUGAACACUGCUUAUCUUUCAUUCACUGCAGCAGGGCACAUUUAUUCUGGGGAGAUAAAUAAUGUGUGUGCUACUGUUUUAGUAAGUGAUCAAUGUACAUAAGUUGUAUUACUUUGAGUUCUACACUGCUUAAUGCUCAUCUGCCUUUGCUUCCACUUUGUGAGUCAAAGGAGGUUUUUUUUAUGUUGUUGUUCGUUAUUUUGCAUUGCUAAACAGGAUCACUAAUCCAUCAGAUGAAUAUGUAAAUAGCAAUUGUUUUCUCAGUUCUCCCCAGAAGGCACACGGAUGAAAUAUUUCAUCAGCAUUUUUUUUUUUUCAUAAACUGAUCGCAAUGAG